This is a messenger RNA of Sapajus apella (tufted capuchin), 2502 nucleotides long. It is a transcript of the gene FBXL14, whose product is annotated as F-box and leucine rich repeat protein 14. Lineage: Eukaryota; Metazoa; Chordata; Mammalia; Primates; Cebidae. Gene Ontology annotation, molecular function: protein binding. Gene Ontology annotation, biological process: SCF-dependent proteasomal ubiquitin-dependent protein catabolic process. The transcript is spliced from 2 exons. Gene Ontology annotation, cellular component: SCF ubiquitin ligase complex. The record is from RefSeq and is a predicted model, not a curated record. Bases 509 to 1765 code for a protein of 418 amino acids.
GAAAAGCGGGCGAGAGACAAAGGCAGCAGGAAGCCUCCUCAGCGCCCGGAGCCCGUGCGCCCGGCCCCGGGGCCCCCUCGCCGCCCGCCGGCCCGCGGAGCAGCGGCGGCGGCAGGAGGCGGAGGAUGCGGCAGGGGGCGUGGGCGCGGCGGCGCGGGCGGAGCGGCGCGGCCCGGGCGCGGCGUGGGUAGAGCCGAGGCGGCAGCGGAGGCCGGCCUCCGGGAGCGAGAGCGAGGCGCCUUCCCCGCCCGGGAUGUGAGCGCCGCGCGGAGCCCGGGGCGGGGGAGGGCCGGGCCGGAGGCGCAGCCGGCAGGAAGGAAGGACGGACGGACCAGGAGGAGGAGCGGCGGCGGCCGGAGCCGGAAGGCGGGGAGGGGCCGGCCGUUGGGCCCGAGGCGGCGGCGGCGGCGGUAGCGGCUGGGGAGACGCGCUCUCGUCGCCUGCCCGGGGCCGGAGCGGUGGGGCCCGCGCCUCCUCCCCCCAGCGCCGCGGAGGGGGGAGGAGGAAGAUGGAGACCCAUAUCUCGUGCCUGUUCCCCGAGCUGCUGGCCAUGAUCUUCGGCUACCUGGACGUCCGGGACAAGGGGCGCGCGGCGCAGGUGUGCACGGCCUGGCGGGACGCCGCCUACCACAAGUCGGUGUGGCGGGGGGUGGAGGCCAAGCUGCACCUGCGCCGGGCCAACCCGUCGCUGUUCCCCAGCCUGCAGGCCCGGGGCAUCCGCCGAGUGCAGAUCCUAAGUCUCCGCCGCAGCCUCAGCUACGUGAUCCAGGGCAUGGCCAACAUCGAAAGCCUCAACCUCAGCGGCUGCUACAACCUCACCGACAACGGGCUGGGCCACGCGUUUGUGCAGGAGAUCGGCUCCCUGCGUGCUCUCAACCUGAGUCUCUGCAAGCAGAUCACUGACAGCAGCCUGGGCCGCAUAGCCCAGUACCUGAAGGGCCUGGAGGUGCUGGAGCUGGGGGGUUGCAGCAACAUUACCAAUACCGGCCUUCUGCUCAUCGCCUGGGGUCUACAGCGCCUCAAGAGCCUUAACCUCCGCAGCUGCCGCCACCUCUCGGAUGUGGGCAUCGGGCACCUGGCUGGCAUGACGCGCAGCGCCGCGGAGGGCUGCCUGAGCCUGGAGCAGCUCACGCUGCAGGACUGCCAGAAGCUCACAGAUCUGUCUCUAAAGCACAUCUCCCGAGGGCUGACGGGCCUGAGGCUCCUCAACCUCAGCUUCUGCGGGGGCAUCUCGGACGCUGGCCUCCUGCACCUGUCGCACAUGGGCAGCCUGCGCAGCCUCAACCUGCGCUCCUGUGACAACAUCAGUGACACGGGCAUCAUGCAUCUGGCCAUGGGCAGCCUUCGCCUCUCGGGGCUGGAUGUGUCAUUCUGUGACAAGGUGGGGGACCAGAGUCUGGCUUACAUAGCCCAGGGGCUGGAUGGCCUCAAGUCGCUCUCCCUCUGCUCCUGCCACAUCAGUGAUGAUGGCAUCAACCGCAUGGUGCGGCAGAUGCACGGGCUGCGCACACUCAACAUUGGACAGUGUGUGCGCAUCACGGACAAGGGCCUGGAGCUGAUCGCUGAGCACCUGAGCCAGCUCACCGGCAUAGACCUGUACGGCUGCACCCGAAUCACCAAGCGCGGCCUGGAGCGCAUCACGCAGCUGCCCUGCCUCAAGGUACUCAACCUGGGACUCUGGCAGAUGACGGACAGUGAGAAGGAGGCACGAGGGGAUUUUUCUCCAUUAUUCACUGUGAGAACUCGGGGAAGCUCCAGAAGAUGAGGGACAGGGGACGGCGACUUGGUUCCUGCAGAUCUUUAACUGUCAGACGUGCCCACUCUGCGCCUCCAGCAACUUGGCGAUGACAGCUCAGGUCUUCCUGCCUCGGCACUGCCCAGGGCUUCUGCUCCGGUACCUUGUGAAGCUGCAUUCUCCUGAAGCCGGUUUCUCCAAUUCUGGGGACAGUGGUUUGUUCUGUGACCUUGCUUCCCUUAUGGAUCCAAGGAGACUUGCUUUUUCAGUUUGUUCAGCUUUUUGCUUUUUAGAAUGGAAUUGCAAUUUGCAAGCUUCUUAUAUGCCAGACAGGAAACUGGAAGUUCCACACUUUAAUUUUAUACAUAUAAAUAUAUACAUGUGUACAUAUAGAUGUAUAGGGGUAUUGUACAUAUACACAUAAAAUGAUGAUACAUAUAAUGAUGAUAUGUAUUACUGAGAACGUAAAAUAUAAUUACAUAGUGAUAGCUGGACACACAAGGGAUUCACAACUCCCCAAAGAAAAUACAUCUGGAUGACCUGCAUAGGAAUUUCCCCAUGAGAAAGAGGAAUGUCUCCGUAUUUCAUUCCCUGUCCCUGGCCUGAAACAAUUUCAAUCACUUGACAAAUCAUUAUCAUUCAUUAAUAAUGUUUACUGAGUGCCCGUAUGUGAAAGAAAUCCACUAUGCAUCCCACAGAUGCAGUUCCUCUCCCCACGGGGUUUCCAUGUUAAUGGGACAAUGCCGAAUACAUCUGUCUUACCUUUA